AUGUAUCUCAAUGUUCCGGGUCUAACCGAUGCAAGCCUCACCCCGCAAGAGUCUCAUCACUCCCUCAGUCUGGUGUCGAAGUCACUGUUGGGCAAAACGACCGGCAGUCCCGAGGCCGUUGUGUCAGCCAAUCGACUCGGACACUGGCGUUCGUCUGGUACAACUCGAAAGCGACUCAUUGGCAGUGUCAUCUGCAUCCGCAGCAACACGAUUGGUAUUAAGCGCUGGUGUAUCGCAGUAGCUCAAUUAUCCGACUUCAUUUGA
Protopolystoma xenopodis is the source of this 264-nucleotide messenger RNA. Lineage: Eukaryota; Metazoa; Platyhelminthes; Monogenea; Polystomatidea; Polystomatidae. The record is from the annotation of a GenBank genome assembly.